AGCCUAAUUUGGCGCUAUCUGUGUGCCAUCCAAUUAGCCAUGUCGGAGAAAUCGAAACGCUCUCAAACACACUCACACUCCCGAUCAGAGUCGCAGGCUCAGGCGGCUGUCCAACUGAAUGCCUCCGGCAGACGCAGCUCCACGCCAACCGGAGCCAAUGGCUCCUCCAAUCGCUGCCUGAUUGCCGUGAUUGUGUACCUGGCCCUGCUGCUAGAUAACAUGCUGCUGACCGUAAUUGUGCCCAUCCUGCCGGAUUAUCUGGCCAGCCUGGAGGCGGAUACGUCGUCGGCAGUGGUGCUCAGUCUGGAGGACACAUCGCCGUUCGCGAAACUCGGCCAUCGGGCUGGAGAAUCGAGCGGCGGCCCACAUCCGCAUCUGUACAUCUCCAAGCAUCCGAUACCGGGCAAAUCAAUGGUUAACUUCACCCUGUUCCAGCUGGCCACAGAUGCCACAACCCCCACGACCACCAGCAGCACCACAACGACCACAUCCACGCACAAUGCCACGUCCAUGCAGCCGCCUCCAAAGCUGACGGAUGGUCAGUCGGGCGGCACUAAUGUCACUGGAAUUGGGCAUGGGCAUGGGCACAAGAGCAGGAACAGGAAGCUGGCCACCGGCAAUCCGCCCACCCACGACAGCAGCAGCAGCAGCAACAACAACAAGGAGUUGACCUUGACGCAGGAGAAUGGCUCCAUCGGCCUGCUGCUGGCCAUGAAGGCCCUGGUCCAAUUAAUUUUCAAUCCGAUUGUCGGCAACGCGUCCAGCAAGUUUGGCUACCGCCUUCCCAUUGUCGUCGGCACCUUCUUCCUGCUCCUCUCCUCGCUGGUUUUCACGGUUGGCGAAUCCUACUGGGCACUCCUGGUGGCGCGGGCGGUGCAGGGCGUGGGAUCCGCUUGCAUCAACAUCUGCGGCAUGAGCCUGGUGGCCCAGCAUUAUCCGGAGGAGGCCCGUCGCUCCAAGGUGAUGGGCAUCAUACUGGGAAGCAUCGCAUUGGGAGUGCUGCUGGGCUAUCCCUUUGGCGGUAUUCUGUACGAUCUGAUGGGCAAAUCGGCGCCGUUUAUCAUUCUGUCCACUCUGAUGUUCCUGAGUUUGGGUCUCCAGCUGCUGACCAUGGAUCUGACUGUGCAGCCGGAGGUUGUGGUGGAGGAUAGUCCCAAGUGGCGAACGCUGCUCGAGUGCAAAAUGAUCCUGGCGAUUGUGUUGGCCAUUUGGUUUUCCACAUCUACAAUGGCCAUGCUGGAGCCGUGUCUGCCCAUCUGGCUCAUCCAGUAUCUGAAGCCCAACAAGUGGCAGCUGGGCACCGUUUUCAUUCCCGACUCCGUGGGCUACUUUGUGGGCACGAACUUCUUCGGCAGCAUUGCCUACAAGUAUGGCCAGGUUAAGGUGUCCUGUGUCAGUUUGCUGCUGGUGGGAGUAGCCUCUGUUUUGAUACCGAGUGCUACAACAGUUGCCCAACUCUUGAUGCCCCAUUUCGCCUUGGGCCUGGGCAUUGGGGUAAUCGAUGCGGCACUGGUACCACUUUUGGCCACCUUCGUGGAUGCAACACUCUCCCAGGAGGAGCAGGGCGAGGGCAGCAGUUCCAUGUCCAGCUACGGCACCGUCUAUGCCAUCCAGCAGACCUCCGUCAGCCUGGCCUAUUGCUUAGCUCCCCUGAUUGGCGGUGAGUUGGCCCAGACCUUUGGCUUUGCUUGGCUGAUGCGCAUUGUCGGCAUUUUCAAUAUGAUUUAUGGGCCCAUUCUGGUCUACUUGCACCAGAAAUACGAUCCAAAGGCCCUGAGGGAACGGCAUAACGAUAUGCUGCUCCAGAGCAGCGGGCGAGGAUCUAGGUAUAAACAACUUUACAACUCCAUGGAUGUGGAAUAAGCUGUACUGCCCAGUUGUCCGGAAUAUCCAGGAAUAUCAGACAACCUUGAGUGUCCAAACUAGGCGUUCCUUUGGCUCAAUAAAGCAAUAUAUGUGUAUGGAGCUGAUUUUUGUAAACCAUUUAAUUCCCGAUCAAAUUUGAAUCUCCUGUAACUAAUAUCACUUUACCAUGUCUUGAAGUAACUUAAGUUCUUAUGAUCAAAUUGUCCGAUUAAAAAGUAUUACGCAAUAAUUA
Messenger RNA from Drosophila teissieri, 2098 nucleotides. It is a transcript of the gene prt, whose product is annotated as synaptic vesicular amine transporter. Gene Ontology annotation, molecular function: serotonin:sodium:chloride symporter activity. The transcript has 6 exons. The record is from RefSeq and is a predicted model, not a curated record. Bases 40 to 1863 code for a protein of 607 amino acids. Gene Ontology annotation, cellular component: terminal bouton; synaptic vesicle membrane. NCBI's taxonomy places the organism in Eukaryota, Metazoa, Arthropoda, Insecta, Diptera, Drosophilidae. Gene Ontology annotation, biological process: aminergic neurotransmitter loading into synaptic vesicle; transmembrane transport.